CCUCGUCCGUAUCUUUAUAGAUCGGGCAGAUGGGCCCACGAGCUCUCGUGGUUGCAUUGAUCGAUCGUCAGCAUGAACGGCUGUUUUGAUGGAAGGACACGUGCUUGUAGCUGUUUCGUGAUCGGUCGUAUCUCGUGCGUGGCGCUCGAUGCGACAAAGUAUGCGGUCGCGAUUCCCUAUGCCUUGGGAUUUGAAACGACGCUUAGAAAUCUUUGAAAAUCUACUGGCAGGCGGAACGAUGAUCACUCUUUCUCUACAUCUUCGUUUCUUCCACCUUUCACUCGAUUGACUGUUUCUUCGAUUCUGAUGGCUUACCAUCCGUUCGUCAGCCAUAUUCCAUCGCAAGCCACAGAGGAAGACCUUUUAAGACUCCGUGCCACGUAUCAUAUCCUUGACUAUGUUCUCAUGCGUCUUCCGACUGAGGACAAAAGGAUAGACACCCCGCCGCUUGGGUGGUUUUUGUCAGUGUUGCUCCAGCAUAACUGGCUCCCAAGGCGUGAGGGAUUUUGAUGGGGCUGGCCAUCGUUUACCCGAACUUGAAAGGAGGUGAGAAGAUGUCUCUCAUGCUAUUGUCCACCCUAACCCUUAUGAAGUCCAUCAGGGGUUUUCACAGGUUCUACAGCCUAAGUUAUCAUUGUGGGACGCUCUUCAGCAUUCCAUCUUUGACCAAGAACUGGAAGGAUCAUUGGUCCCUCGUUGGAGAUCGACGGCUGGUCAGUGAUGGCUCCGUGGUGGGGUGCGUGGCCAGUUGCUUCAGGGAUAACAUAUUUCCGGGAGGGGCCCCUCUUGUUGUGUCUCGAUCAGAAAACGUCUUGAAGAAGAUUCUGGCCAUCCCUAUGAUCGAGAGGGUCCCUACCCUCCUUAUUACGGACGAUAGGUUGGCCAAUCAUCGCCUGGUUAGGGAUCACAAUGGUCCGACUAGAGGCAAUGACAAACGUCUGACCCCUCUCGAGGCUUCAGUAGGUAAAACCGCGAGCCUUUCUUCUUUGUUUAGUUGUGGCUUGCUGAAGUUUGUCGGUACGUCUGUAUAAGUUUAGCGAAGCCACCAUCUGUUUCUCCUACAAGGCGGGAGUUAGUUAUCUGGCCCCUUCUCCAGAUUGGGCAGGCUUCAUUUGGCGGUUUGGGCAGCAGUAGGAACGCUGCAUCAACCAGUGUUGUAGCCCUUGCCUCUCCAAGUCCUU
Molecule: messenger RNA, 1181 nt
Organism: Momordica charantia (bitter melon)
Lineage: Eukaryota; Viridiplantae; Streptophyta; Magnoliopsida; Cucurbitales; Cucurbitaceae
Source: RefSeq, a predicted model, not a curated record